CAUGGAUUUCGUCAAGUCGAUUCUGCCGCCGGCCAAGGGCAUUCUGCCCUACUAUAUGCUCAUCCUCUCCGUCGUGUCCAUCGGCAACUCUCUCCAGGCGUACACGACUCUGCACUUCUCACGGCGCGUCUACAACGGCCGCUUCAUCCGAAACCCCAAGCUGCCGCCGGCAUCCGCCAAGUUCAACCCCGAAGACUCCGCCAACAAGCUGGUCCUCGCCCAGAACGACCCCAAGGCCACGGACCAGCUGACACCCCUCGCCGGCAGGCUGUUUGGGACGUGGACGCUCAUCACUUGCAUUGUGCGGUGCUACGCGGCGUACCACUUGAACAUUGGCCCUGUAUACAACAUUGCCAUUUGGACAUAUGUGGUGGCGCUGGGCCACUUUGCCAGCGAGCUGUUUGUGUUUAGGAGCAUGACUUUUGGCCUUCCCCAGGUGUUUCCUUUUACGCUGGCCACGGCGGCCCUCAUCUGGAUGCCCAUGGUCCGAAGCCACUAUGUCGAAUUUGAGUAGAGCGUGCCAUAUGCUACUCAAUGAAGAAAAGUAAAGUGAAUAUGUAGAAUAGCGCACGAAUAAUAAUAACAAAGCACUUUUUUUUAUCU
Molecule: messenger RNA, 603 nt
Organism: Trichoderma virens Gv29-8
Lineage: Eukaryota; Fungi; Ascomycota; Sordariomycetes; Hypocreales; Hypocreaceae
Exons: 2
Cellular component (GO): membrane; endoplasmic reticulum
Molecular function (GO): protein-macromolecule adaptor activity
Source: RefSeq, a predicted model, not a curated record